GUGAGCUUGCACACAGAAUAAAACUGUAAACCAAUGAGGCAAGUUACUGAGAGAAGAUCUGCCGAUAGUCGUGAUAAACAAGAAGAAAAAUAUUAAGCCACGGUGAAGAAAAAAGUUUAAAGAAAGAAAUACAGUCGUAAUAUUUUGAAUUUUUUUUACUACUUGUCGAAUUGAUUACUGGAGUAUUAUUGCUUGGUCAAUUUAAAUGUGUUAGAAAAAAGGCUUAUCAGUUAAAAGCCUUUAGAGUAUAUAUUUUGUAAUAGAAAUUCGCCACGAUAACGCGCCUACACAGUUUUCGCAUAAACAGAGACUACAUUAGAAUGGGUUCCAGAAUAAGUUCUGUAAAAAGAACAACUGAAACUCUUAAUAACGGAAAAGAAACAAAAAUUAAAAGACGUCUUGGUAAACAUGUGGGAAAAAGAGAUGUAUUAAAUCACAAUGAAAAUUGUUUUCCUCGUCCAACUAAACUCGAAAUAUUACUGGAUCGUCCACCAGCAUCUAGAACUGUACAGGAAGCUCAUGGCUGGAACAAUGAGGAUAGAAGUAUGAAUGUAUAUGUAAAGGAAGAUGAUUGUAGAAUUUCUCAUAGACACCCAGUUGCUCAAAGUACAGAUGGUAUAAGAGCAAAAGUUGGUUUUUCUAAAGGACUUCAUGUUUGGGAUUUUACUUGGUCAACUCGCCAACGGGGUACACAUGCUGUUGUUGGUGUUGCCACGAAAAAAGCUGGACUUCAUUGUGCUGGAUACCACUGUUUAGUUGGUGCAAAUUCGGAAAGUUGGGGAUGGGACUUAGGACGAAAUAAGUUAUUUCACAAUGAAAAAGUUGUAUCUUCACAGACUUAUCCCAAAAAUUUAGGUUCUGAUGCUAGUUUUAUAGUUCCUGACACAAUCAGAUGUAUUUUAGACAUGGACCGUGGCGACCUAAGUUAUGAAGUAGAUGGGCAAUAUUUAGGGGUUGCAUUUACUGGACUAAAAGGAAAAACUGUUUACCCUAUAAUUUCAGCUGUUUGGGGACACUGUGAAGUAAAAUUAAAUUAUAUUGGAAGCUUAGAUCCUGAACCUUUACCCUUAAUGGACUUGUGUCGUCUAAAAAUACGGCAGACGGUCGGCAAAGAACACCUCACUCAAGAAACGUUAGACAGUUUUAAUAUUCCACGCCAACUUCGACAAUACCUGGUGUACAAAUGGUAAAGUGUUCAACCAUCCCAUGUGAGCCAGGUAAUCAGUGUGAGUGGAGAUUCCCCAUCAUACACAUGACGAGGGUAAUCACCAUCACAUAAACCAAACCGUGGGUAAACCAUUACGCGUAACAGACAAGCAGUUGAGAUUGUCGGCGAGAUGACAAAAGUUGUUAUUGAAUCGUUAUGGUCUGAGAUCGGAGAUGUGCGGAAGCGAGAUUUCAACAUUUAUUGAAAUUUCAUCCUGCGUAUAAUUGCUUUUCAUGUUGUCGUCGAGAAUCAAUCAUUCUAAUGAACUAAUUAUGUCAACACAACAAAUAACGUUGAACUUCUUUCGUUACCGUAAUAGUUGCUAUCGGCCAACCACGAGGUCAGACAGGGGAAAUUACAAUGCAAGAUAAAUUUGUAAUACUUUUUGCUCGUUUUAACAAGAUCCUACACUCCCCCAUGCUGGCCUUUAUACCAAAACAUGUAAUUGACGGCUGACAAUAUUUACAAUUAUUAAAAGAAGAAAAAAUUAAAUAAUUUAUACAUGUAAUAUAGUUAUGAUAAUUUAUGCGAAAAUAAGCGAUAAAGUUA
Hydractinia symbiolongicarpus is the source of this 1756-nucleotide messenger RNA. RefSeq names its product SPRY domain-containing SOCS box protein 1-like. The record is from RefSeq and is a predicted model, not a curated record. NCBI's taxonomy places the organism in Eukaryota, Metazoa, Cnidaria, Hydrozoa, Anthoathecata, Hydractiniidae. Gene Ontology annotation, cellular component: SCF ubiquitin ligase complex. Gene Ontology annotation, molecular function: protein binding. Gene Ontology annotation, biological process: proteasome-mediated ubiquitin-dependent protein catabolic process. The coding region runs from base 321 to 1190 and encodes 289 amino acids. The transcript is spliced from 2 exons.